AGUUCCCUUCGCUGAUGUGUCAAGAUAUUAUCGAUUCCAUCUUCGACACAUUACUAUAAUCAAACAAUAGCGACGUUGGAGGCGAAUGACAGAAGCACGGAGUAAAUGAAACAGUUUAUCCUUAUAUAUGAAGAUGAAACCGGCAGCAGAGGAGUUUUGCGUAAAUCAAAGGUGUUCGCAAUCGUCUUUCAAGGAAAAGGAUUGUCUGAGCAAGCUUUCAAUGCCAGCGUGAACGAAUCCCAUCCCAUUAUCAGUGAUGAAUUAGAAGUGGAUGACGACGAAGCACGACUUGUGAAAGAUCUAUUCAAGGGCUACAACGAGACUGUCCGUCCAACAGAAGAUAAGCAGUUGCCCAUUGAAGUAAAAUUUGGUAUUGCAUACACACAGAUUGUUGACCUGAUCGAGAAAGAUCAAGUGCUUGUAAGCAACAUCUGGGUCAGAAUGGCAUGGAACAACCAUCUUCUAAAAUGGAACGCUUCUGAGUACGGAGGAAUAAAAACAAUUAACCUGAGUCCACAUAAGGUCUGGCUUCCCGACAUUGUCCUUCACAAUAAUGCGGAGGAAUUGCUUCCAAGUGGAACUCUAUACCUCUUUAAAACCAAAGUGAUCUUGACUUCAGACGGAUCAUGUACGUGGUACGCCCCAACUAUACUUCGCAGUAGUUGCAACAUCGACAUCACUUACUUCCCGUUUGACGACCAGAUUUGUGAGCUUAAAUUCGGUUCCUGGACAUACCACGGACUUGAAGUGAACAUUGUUCAAAUGCGAGAUACAGCAGACCUUAAUUUCUACAUGCAGAGUUCCGAGUUUGAGCUUAUCUCUGCCAAGGCUAAGAGAAACGUAGCCAAGUACAGCUGCUGCCCAGAACCAUAUCCUGACAUAACCUUCUACGUCCAUAUGCGCCGUAUACCUGGCUUCUUCCUCUUCAAUAUCAUCAUUCCUUGUAUGGUGGUCACUUCCUUCUCAGUCCUGACCUUUGCAUUUCCACCGGAAUCCGGCGAACGAGUGACUCUUGUCAUAGAGUCAUUCUUAGCCAUGUCUGUGGUUAUCCUUAAUGUCUCAGAUAGCAUUCCAGUAACAUCAGAUGCUACGCCUAUCAUUGUUAAAAUAUUGCUGGCUGCAAUGUUUCAGAUUGGUGGCACCUUGGUUGCCAACUGCAUAUCCUUGAAUAGUUACAAGAAGACGGAGAUGCCACAGUGGGUUCGAGUGUUCUUUCUUCAUUAUCUGGCGAGAAUGCUGUGCAUCAACACCGGACAUCCAAAAGCUAACGUCAGGUCCACAAGACGAGUGGAUGUUAAGGUGGAGGAAUUUGAAAGCAAUUGCAUCAAGCUGGUGGGAGCAAAAACAUUUAAACCAGUAAACUUGUCACCGAGCAAGCUGCCUGCUACAAUCGCCAAACCCCCAAGCACCUUGACAAAAAUCACGGAGGGAAUUAGUGAGCUCGCGAGGAGAUCUAAGAAAGAGGAAGACGCUGAACUGGACAGAGAGUUCUGGAUCUUUGUAUCUAAGAUUGCUGAUCGACUCUUUUUAAUAAUUUUCUCUAUGGUUCUGCUUUCCUCGACCGGUGCCAUUCUAGCGCAAAUACCAAUAUACGCAAAUUCCCCAUUUCAAUAAUGUGAAAUUGGGUUAGAAAAAGGUUUAUGUAAACAAGACUCGGAAUUAGGUUAAUCAAACAUCGCCCCAUAGUGCAAUUGUCUUAUCCAUGCGCUUAUCUUAGGAUAGUGAUCUUUUGUGGAUUUUUAGUAUGAGUCCACAUAACUGGCGUUUAAAAGGAAACUAUAGGAAGUAAAUUAAUUAACUUUUGAGUUUCCCUAUAUCCUCUAUCGAAAGCGACCUGUAUCAUCAAUGGUCAGAUCAAAUGAUCAACUUAGUGAAUCUUUAGCUAAACUAACAUUAAGUCUGAAUUACACUUGUUGAUUUUAGGUAGACAGUAGUUAAUUACAAAUUAACAUGUUAAGAAACCCCAUUUUCGGUGAAUAGCGGUUUCUAAAGUUUCCUAUGGUUGAAAAUGACGAUAGCGACUAAUGGGCAAACUAAUAUAUUUAAAACAGUUAAAGUGGUAAAAAUACUCAGCACUCAAUGAAUAAAUUCAAUCAAUAUCCCGCCAGUUAUGAUUGAGUGAACUGGUAACCUAGAAUGCAGUUUACUUUGCUUUCCACAGGUGGUAAGCGCGGGUUUGCUUUAAAAUACCAAACUGCAUACAGCUAAAAAAUUUCCCUUAUUGUUUUUAUAAAUUCCAGCCAUGCAUUUCCCAGUAUAUUGUACUAACAAUGAUAAUCUCAGAAGUGUAAUCUUUAUUAAGCUGUGAAGUUUUGAAAAUAGAUACGUCGAUGAUUAAAGGGGGAAAGUUUCUAGAGAAACUGUGGUACUUUGUUAGUGGAGGAGUAUGACAAGAAAAUUUGGUUUCAUCAACUGAGCUGAUCAGCAAAGAGUUUCUAAGCUAGCGUUCGAGCGUCAGCCCUACUUUAUUCGCUCUGACUAAAGGCUUACACAUGAAUGAUUGACCAGUAAUCGCUUAUUUUCUUUUCAUAUGAAAGAAAAACUUGUUUUUUCUUCAUACAUGAAAAAUAAAUUUCGUUUCGAAAAAUUUUCCGACGGUUGACAUUCUCAUGGACACGAAAAAGGUCUCUGAGCAAAGGCUGAACGAGUAACUCAGGUUAUGCAAAUCUGAGUGAUGUAAAAGCUAAUAAAUAAAAUGAAACAUCACUUUAAUUUGUAUGCAAUAAAUGAUGGAAGGUAUGAUGA
This is a messenger RNA of Pocillopora damicornis (cauliflower coral), 2745 nucleotides long. RefSeq names its product neuronal acetylcholine receptor subunit alpha-10. The record is from RefSeq and is a predicted model, not a curated record. Gene Ontology annotation, molecular function: acetylcholine-gated monoatomic cation-selective channel activity; transmembrane signaling receptor activity. Lineage: Eukaryota; Metazoa; Cnidaria; Anthozoa; Scleractinia; Pocilloporidae. Gene Ontology annotation, biological process: monoatomic ion transmembrane transport. Gene Ontology annotation, cellular component: postsynaptic membrane.